GAAGAUUUUUGGUUUUCCAUUUCGCUUCAUUUCUCUCAAAUCUUCAAAAAGAGAGAGAGAAGGAAAAGAAAAAAAAUAAAUAACCCAAUUAAAUUUUUUUGAAACGAGCUUCGGAUUUUUCUUUCUUUUGGGUCACGCCGCAGAGGAGGGGAAAGGGGAGGAAGAAGACGACGCAGAAACCCUAAAUAACAAACUCUGUGAUUUUUCUUUUUGAAAAAAAUUUAAAAAGAGGGAGCAAAAAUUGGAGGGAUGAGAAGGAAGAGUGGCUAAUCGGGAAUCUCUAUGCUGUUUUUUGCAAUCUAAUGGCGGAAGAUAAAGAGCGAGAGAGUGAGCAGAGCGCCGCCUCGUGGGGGACUUGGGAGGAGCUUUUACUGGCCUGCGCCGUUAAGCGCCAUGGAUUUAAGGACUGGAAUUCCGUCGCCAUGGAAGUUCAGGCUCGUUCUUCUCUCCCUCAUCUCCUCAUCACCGCCCCUAACUGCGAACUCAAAUUCCUUGACCUGAAACGGCGGUUUACAUCCUUCCAAAACGACGCCGUUUUCAACCAGAACGGCGGCGGAAUUGCCGAUAAGAUCGAUAACGCCAUCCCUUGGGUCGAUGAGUUGAGGAAACUUCGCGUCGCAGAACUCCGACGAGAGGUCCAGCGAUAUGACGUUUCAAUCAGCUCGUUGCAGUUGAAGGUCAAGAGAUUGGAGGAGGAGCGAGAACACGGACUGAACGACCGAGACGCCGGCACUGGAAAACCAGAUCUAAAAACGGAGUCCAGAGAACGACGAUCAGAAAACGACAAGAAGCUUUUCGGAGAACCAGAUUACCGGUCCGGACCGAACGGAACAGUCUCGAAGCCGCCGCUGCCGGCGGUUCCCGGCGAAGAUUCCGACCGGGAGGACUUCUCCGUCAACCAGUCCAAUUCCACCGGUUCCAAAAGCGGCAACAGAAAAAGCACGGGCGAAAACGUUAAAUCAGAAACCAAACCGGAAUUUGCCGGCUCAUUCAGAUCAGAACAGAACCGGAGAGCCUCCGAACCAGCCGGUCCGCAGUCGGAUGACGGCAGUACGGACACAGUGGCUAAGAACCCGACGUGCGACAUAUCGGAAACCGAAAAGAAACCCCAGCGAGUGGGCGGCGACUCGUCCGAGUUGGCGGACUCGGAGGCUCAGUCGAACGGAGGAGAGACGGCGACGAGGGAGAGCAGCGAAGUACAGAGCUCGGCAAGCUUGACGGGGAGGAUGAAGAGGAAGAGACUCCUGAGAAAGGAGAUCUCCGGCGGAAGCAGCGGCAACGAACCUCGCCGGACGGCGACCGUCAAGUCACGGCGGUUCGACGAUAUUUUGCAGAUGAUACGGGCGCAUAAACAUGGCUCCUUCUUCGAAUCCCGUCUCCAAAGUCAGGAGUCGGAGGAGUACAAGGGCAUGGUACGGCAGCAUUUGGAUUUGGAGAUGGUUCAAGCCAAGGUCAAUUCUGGCUCUUAUUCGUCUUCAAGCCUCGCUUUUUAUCGAGAUCUCUUGCUUCUUUGCAACAAUGCGGUUAUCUUCUUCCCCAAAUUCUCCAAGGAGGCGGUGGCUGCUUGUGAACUCCGUCUUCUCGUCUCCAAUGAACUGAAGAAGAGUCUGCAGGUUGUUCGGACUGACCCUUCACCUGAAGUAGUGGAUUCAUCCCCUGCGGUUCCUUCCCGGUCCAAGGGUGCGGAUCUGGAAGGUUCACAUUCCUUGCUUGCCAAACAGAAGUCCUCUGUUCCUAUAAUAGUUUGUCGAAAACGGAGCAAGAUUUCAGCCAAGCUUUCGUCGAGUCUUGGGGAAAAAGAUCGGAGUAGCAAUGAUGAAAAGUCAGCUGUUGAUAUAAAACCAACAGUUAAAAAGGCUUCAAAUGCUGUUGAAGACCAUGGUACUACAAAGGACAGCAAGGUGAAAGAGAAGCCCGUAACUGGAGCCAGAAGCAUGAGGAGGAGCAACGAUAGCACCACAAACUCUAGUGGUCCUAGCAUCAAGAAACAGAAUGCAAGUUCUGGAUGGAAACCCGGUUCAGCCAACGAAAUGGAGACAUCAACCCCAGAUAAGAAGAAACCCGAGACAGUUGCACUGGAGAAGAAACGUAGUGCAGCAGAUUUCUUGAAGAGGAUCAAGCAAAACUCACCCGCAGAGACGAUAAAAAGAAACAGCCGAGUUGGAAGCGGUAGUAGUUGUGGGAAUGCAACUGCAGAACAAAAGAAGGGCAGCACCAAAAGCGACAAAGGAAAGGAGAGAGCAUCGUUAAGGCAAAGCAACGACAAGAAGCGUGUGAAGGAUGAUGCCAGCCCUUCCAAGCGCAGCGUCGGGCGGCCACCUAAGAAGGCAGAGGCCGAGCCCGUUCCAACAAAAAGAGCCAGAGAAGGUGGUGGAAAAGAACCUCUAAAAAGACCAAAAAAACGGUCUAGAAGGUGACCCUCUUGAUUGCCUGCCGACGACUGUUAGUUUUGUGUAUAUUAAUAGACGAAGUCCGCAGUGUAUCAAAAUCAGUAUUGCAUUUAAUUAUUUCUUACCUCUAAUUUUGUAACACUAAAAAGUUAGGCAACUCGCUUAGUCUAAUCUUUUUCUUUAUCGAAUUUCAUUUUCGUUGCAUCUGGUCCGUUGAUUGAAGAGAACCAAUUUGUUGCCAGCACAAGGCUCUGUGUGGUGGAUAUUGGAGAUGAGAAAGGGCUCUAAUGGACACGUGGAGCAUGGUAACAGGUUAGCCCAGGCCCAAGUAAUUUCUCCUUCCACCACCACCACUCAUUAAACUGGCAAGGAAGAUGAUAAAAUCUGAUAUAUUCAUAUGAUGUACACAAA
This is a messenger RNA of Momordica charantia (bitter melon), 2801 nucleotides long. Its product is annotated as DNA-binding bromodomain-containing protein. Gene Ontology annotation, molecular function: protein binding. Lineage: Eukaryota; Viridiplantae; Streptophyta; Magnoliopsida; Cucurbitales; Cucurbitaceae. The record is from RefSeq and is a predicted model, not a curated record.